This is a messenger RNA of Eutrema salsugineum, 1861 nucleotides long. Its product is annotated as myb-like protein AA. NCBI's taxonomy places the organism in Eukaryota, Viridiplantae, Streptophyta, Magnoliopsida, Brassicales, Brassicaceae. The record is from RefSeq and is a predicted model, not a curated record. The coding region runs from base 64 to 1665 and encodes 533 amino acids. The transcript has 4 exons.
UGCGUCUUUGGAGCUAAAAGUUUACUACUCUCUCCGUUCUAUUACAGAGUUAUACUAAGCGAAAUGCAGGAGGAUAGCUUAUGGAGAUUGUGUCCUGUACAGGAUAUUGAUACAUUCUUAACCAGCAGAUAUGGCGACAACAAUGCGCUUUCUUUAUUGUAUUGUGAUCUUUACAUGAGACAGUUCAAGGAAUCAUUGAAAAAGACCAUGCUUGAGCAAGAAUCUGUCUUUGAAGAUCAGAUCCACGAGCUUCAUCGUCUUUAUCAAAUGCAGAAGGAACUGAUGAUGAAAAUGGAGGGAACCAACAACAUAUAUAGUCAACCUCGACAUUUAUUCCUUAAUGCCAGGGCCUCUAGUCCUAGAGCGAGCAUACACUGGAUGGGUUCAGCCAUCUCCACCUCCAAAACUAGCGUCUUGCCACCAGAUGACGCAUCUGCCAAGAUUGAUGAAGCUGGUUUUUUUGGAGAUGAGAGUGAUAAGUCUGGAGAGAAGGUAUUGGAAAAAGGUUUAAAGAAUGGACAAGUCCAUCAAGUUCUCAACUUUGCUAAAGAUCAAUCUCCAAGAAGCAUCAAAUCGGCCGUCCACCCGGAAAAUGUGCAGCAUUCAUCUGCUUUGCUGAGGUCCAAUUGUAUACUUGACUUGAACGAACCUGCUAAGAUCGAGGAACAUUCAGAUUAUGAGCUUAAUCAGUUCCUGAGUCCAGCCCAAACAAGGAGUGAAAGAGCAGAAUCUCAAGCGCAAGACCCGGAUAUCUCUGCAAAAAGCCAAGUUGAGAACGAAAUCGACUUGAAUAUGUCUCCCCUUUCAACCGAACAAGUGACAACUUUCAAGGAGAUAGAAUCCGAGCAACCCAGUGAGAUUGUUUCAGCUUCAUUGCACGGAAAACAAGGAUCAGUACCAUCACAACUGAUAGUUCAAGCGCUCCCAUGUUCAAAAAGCAUUUCACUUUCCCACAAACGUUCCUCGUGGCCUAGGAAGAAACGAAAACGUGGAGCAAAAUCCACCACUGCGGAAUCUGUUCCUCGCAGGAAAUCCCGGAAAGGCUCAAAUCUUGACUCGAACUAUGGUGUUAAUGAGGAUGAUAACCAUUCUCUGAGUACUACCUCAUACAUGACUGAAUCUGACCAUAAUCAAGAGCGUCUGGAGAAAGGGAGUUCGAGUUCUCUGUCUGAGAUUAAACCUGCUAGAAUUUUGACCAGUUCAAGAAAAAGAAGAUCUCGUAAACCACACAUAGAUUCAGGCAAGGAUACUAUUGCAAGAACCAAAUCCAAGACCAGAGGGAGCUUUCUUGUUACAGAGGAAGAGGAACAAGCAGCAGCAGAGGCUAUAGUUGAUAUGUCAUUAUCAGAGUCAGCAGGAAAUUCCAACAUGGAAACCUCUAAUUGGAUCACUCCUCUGCGUUGGUUCGCUAAUAUUGCUUCUUCGGUUGUUGAGGCAAAGACAUUGCAGCUAACAGAGAUGAAAAGAAGACACAAGAGGACCACACGCAGGCAACAAAAGCAUGAAGAUCACCACAACGAGAUUCUCCCGAGCCUAAGCACUUUUAUAGGAAAGGAAACGAAUGAUGCUCACUCUAGGUACUGCAGCUUGAUGGAAAAUACGGUAAUCGAUUGGGGAACCAUAACAAAACGAAGAAGAGGCAUCAGAAUUCCAAAACAUCCAUAGCUUCCUUUUCCAGAUUCUUGAGGAAGAAGAAGAAGAAGAUAGUUUUUGUCUUUUGUAACAGAGAGUCUCGUUACAGAGAUCACACACUACACGUAGGGGAUAUUAAAAACUCAUUAAAUGAGUGAAACUUUUGCGUCUUAGCUUUCUACACUUAUCUGUGAACUAGCUAGAUGAUACUCAAAGAGGCUCAUCUUAU